AUGGACGUGGCGUGCACUGACAUGUACUUCGUGUCGGUGAACCUGACGGGCAGAUGGGUCGGCUCCCAGGGCCGCGCUUUCUGCGCCAGCUAUGUCGCUGAGAAGGAGUCCCGGCGUUGGCUGCGAUACGGCCAGGUGGAGCUGAAGGUGGUGCAGGGCCGCACUAAGAGUGGCAUCGUCUAUCUGAACCUUUUCGCCCGCAAUCUGAAAUUUGUAGGCUACCCUGUGGGUGGGAUUCUGGGCUUGGACUACCACGCGGCCGCAGCUGAGCACAGUCUGAAGUGCCAGAAAAGAAUCACUUUGGCCUCGGUGCCAGUCCGGACGAACGCCUCCACCGCAGUGGCACAUCUGUAA
Prorocentrum cordatum is the source of this 354-nucleotide messenger RNA. Lineage: Eukaryota; Dinophyceae; Prorocentrales; Prorocentraceae. The record is from the annotation of a GenBank genome assembly.